This is a messenger RNA of Tauraco erythrolophus (red-crested turaco), 399 nucleotides long. The record is from RefSeq and is a predicted model, not a curated record. Lineage: Eukaryota; Metazoa; Chordata; Aves; Musophagiformes; Musophagidae.
GAGCUACAGAAUUUUGCCUCCAAGCACCCCAACCUGGUCAUCAUCCCACUCGAUGUCAGCGACCCCGCCAGUGUCAAGGCGGCUGCAGACAGAGUCGGGGAGCAGCUGGGGGGCUCGGGGCUGAACCUCCUCAUCAACAACGCUGGAAUUGCAAAACCGAACUCCCUUGAUAAUGAGACACCGGAGAACAUGUCCCAGACUUACACCACCAACACUAUUGGGCCUCUGCUGCUGGGACAGGCGUUCCUGCCCCUGCUGAAGAAGGCUGCCCAAGGGAGCCCGGGCUCAGUGCUGAGCUGCAGCAAGGCAGCCAUCAUCAACAUGUCCAGCUACGCAGGCUCCAUUAAGGACGUCUAUUUAUGGGAUUAUGGACAAGUUGUCUCAUACCGCUGCAGCAAG